Molecule: messenger RNA, 580 nt
Organism: Diachasmimorpha longicaudata
Lineage: Eukaryota; Metazoa; Arthropoda; Insecta; Hymenoptera; Braconidae
Product: probable salivary secreted peptide
Exons: 1
Coding region: 75-482 (135 amino acids)
Source: RefSeq, a predicted model, not a curated record
CCUGGGAAUUAUUCGCCAGUGCCUAUUGAAAAUUUAACGUUGUACAAUCAGGUGCCAUCAUUGAGUUAUCAAGAAUGUUUUCCAAGUGUACCUUCGUCCUUGCGGUACUGUUGGCCGUAUUUUUCACAAAUUACGCACCAUCAAACGCCUACAGCUACAGUCAAAGUUACGCGGCAAAUAAUGCAAACAAAAGUCAUCACUUGAUCGUUGGCAGAAGACUCUCAGGUGAUUCUGUGACAUAUCAGGAGAAUAUUGUCAAGUCAUCAAAAUUGUGGCAGAUUGUCACCGUGCAGAAGACGUUCUAUGCAGCAAGAAAUGAAAGGAUAACCCAAGUUGUCGCACUGGAUCAGAAAACAAAUGGAAAUGGAGCCUACGCCAGCAUUGUCGAAGGUGGACCUGGUCGGAAUGAUGUCACCAUCAGAUUCAAGAGUCAGCGGGGCCAUGGUAUCAACUUCAUUGUUCAACUCUACUCCAGGCCUUGAAUUGUAAACUACCAAUGCUAUUAUAACUAAUGAAAAACGACCAUUUAUCAUUGUUUAACGAAAUUUUAAUAAAUCAUCAAGUUCAUACUGCAAUCAAA